Molecule: messenger RNA, 1128 nt
Organism: Sabethes cyaneus
Lineage: Eukaryota; Metazoa; Arthropoda; Insecta; Diptera; Culicidae
Exons: 3
Coding region: 1-1128 (375 amino acids)
Biological process (GO): carbohydrate metabolic process
Cellular component (GO): membrane
Molecular function (GO): galactoside 2-alpha-L-fucosyltransferase activity
Source: RefSeq, a predicted model, not a curated record
AUGCUGCGCCCUAUUUUCGGCUGUCUGGGGCACCUCUGUCAGCUACUUAGAGCAAACAUUAAGCCACUGAUUUUGCUGGCGUCAUUCGGCACCUUUAUUUGGUUGAUUGUGAGCACGACAAAUCGACCGGAGUUCACCCGGCACGCCGCACGCCAGCAACUGCUGGCAGAGGAUAAAAUUGACUUCAACAAUCGCUGGAACGAAAACACGGUACAAAUCUUUCUCCGCAUGCUGGACAUCCGCGGGAAUGUAACAGAUUUGGCAAAGGAUAGUGGUGCUUGUCCACUUAAAGACGAAGUCGUCUUCACCGCCUUCAUGGGCGAAACCCUGGAGGAACAACUUUGGCAGUACUUUACGCUGAUUGCACUCAGGCAAAAUGCGGAUGUAUCAGACGAGAACAAGUCGCAGAUAAAACCUUUUCUAUCCCAAUUUUCCAAGCAGCAAUUGCAGCAAAUUUUUGAAAAUGUUCCAAUGGAGGCAAUAGGUGAUCUACCCUUCGAUUGCUACGACAUUGCCAAUGCCCUAAUCGUAAUCAGUUCCAUGGACAUUCCACGACCGGAAAGGGUGAACCAAAUCUUCAUACUAGAUGACGGUGCGCGUCGUUAUCAGGAUCUGGUGGCUACCAAAUGGGACCAGGAAACCGAUAUGCUACGGCUCGCCAGUGCAGAAUCAGCCAAUCACCGGUUGGCCAAACUUCGAGAACGUUCCCCACUUCGGGAGAACAGUGCACAGGGUGUAGAAUUCGUAGGCAUCUACAUCCGGAGGGAUGACCAUCUACCAUUCGAGUACUACUACCGGGCCAUAGCUCUGCAGCGGAAGCUGCACCAGGCGCGGCUAAUCUUUGUAGUUAUCUGUGAGGAUGCACAGGGAAAGCUUUGCAAGCAGAUCGCUGCGCCAGCAGAGGAAAUCUACGUCCAGCAAGCGAAAGCUGCGAACGAAACGGGACAUGACUUUGCUCUAAUGGCGCUCUGCAAUCACACCAUCGUGUCGAACGAACUGGGAAUAUUUCACGCCCUGAUCAGCGGCGGUGAUGUAGUGGUGUAUGAGUUCAGCGAUGAAGACGACCGGAUGCAGUACGUGCCGUGGUCGAUUGCGAGCGAGAUGGAUCGAUGGUACAUGCUAGGUUAG